Ixodes scapularis (black-legged tick) is the source of this 1133-nucleotide messenger RNA. Its product is annotated as trichohyalin. Lineage: Eukaryota; Metazoa; Arthropoda; Arachnida; Ixodida; Ixodidae. The transcript has 11 exons. The record is from RefSeq and is a predicted model, not a curated record. The coding region runs from base 144 to 971 and encodes 275 amino acids.
CGGGUCUCCACUCCACGCAACUGAACGCACUGUCAUUGCCAGCCGGCCUCGAAAAGAAGCCUCAAGAUGCCAAAAAGCAGCUCUUUUCGAAGGAGAGCUACCUGAAGGAACUCGAAGCACAAAUUAGGGAGAAAAAGGAAAGGAUGUUGAAGGAGAAAGAGGAAGAGGUCAGACUAGAUCGCAAAUGCAUCGAGGAGUAUCACGACCCAUGGAGUCGAGACCUAGCCGUCGUCAUGACUGGACGCAAGAGGCCGCGGUUCCUGGGAGACUUGGUGAGACCCGUGGAGACGUCGAGCGACAUCAUGCCUUCCAAGGCCAGGUCCGAGUCCAACCUCCUCGGCAACGGCCGUCAGAUCGGCGACGUCUCGGUCCUCGUGCCGGAACUGCACCUUCUGCUCGGCAGGAGAACCGACGCGGAUGCCGUUCCACCCCGGCUGAGCAGAAAAGUACAUCGCGAAGCCCUGCCUCCGGAUGUCUACAGUCAAGAGCUACAGAAGCAGAUCGAGGAAAAGAAGCAGCGCGAAGAAGAGCAGCGGCUGAAGGACGCGGCUGAGGAGGAGAAACUGGAGAAGCGGGUCGAAGAGCAGCGGCUCAAAAUGUACCAGGAGUACAACGAAGAACGGAAGCGAGGCAAAGGCAAAGACCUCCAGGUUAGCAAACGGCCGGAGCGAGCGCAGAGGAUGCACAAGGCGAAAGAGAAGACGGGUUCGGAAGCAAGCAAAAAAUCGACACCUCAUCACAAGUCUCAGAAACCGAUCAGCAUAACUCGUCCUCAAGAAAGUGGUAGCAAGAAGAAAAAUGAAAUCGUGCAAGAACUCCGGCCUCCACGCAAAAGAAGCGAAUCAAGGGACAGAAUGGCCGGCAGUUUGGAGAUCUUACGAAGGCAGUUGGCAACGGAACAGCAGAUCAGCAGAAUUCAGCAAAUGCAGAAAAACUACGUCGUUGGAGAGCAUAUUCAAGGCUUCGACUGAUACAGACAAGGAUCCUUCUAUUGUGUCUGUCGUUCAUCUCCAUUGUGUUGAUCCUUAGUUGAAUACGAAAGAUGGGUGCUCUUCAUAAACGGCACGGUUUCCCCCCGGCAUAGCGACUGACCAGAGAAUAAACGCGUUAAUAAAGACUGUUGUCAAGAUGAU